AUGAUGCGAGAAAACAAGGCGGUGAGCACCAUGGCACCCGCUGAAAGCCUACUCUGCUGAGCUCGCAGUGCCCGGCGCUGCCGCUGCCGCUUUCCCGCAGCUCCUUUGUCACCACUCCCUCGGCGCUGGCGGGGCCGGGGGGCCGAGCCCGCAGGCUGGGAGCGCUGGGAGGCAGCCGGGCGGGCGGCAGGAGGGCUUAGGACCCAGGGGGCCGGCAGCAGCCGAGUGGAAGGACCCAGGCUCUGGCGCACACGCCUCCUACCAAAAAAAACCCGCCCGAGCCAAGCCCAAGCCCCGCGGAUGCCGCUCGCUCCUUCCCAGUUUUCCAGAGAGAUCCGAGCCGGGCAGCCUGGAGCCCGCUCCGCAGCCUCCCAGCGCCGCAGAGAGGACCGCGGCAGGGCGCAGCCCCUCCCGCCCCGCAGCCCCGCCGGCUGCCGCCCGCUCUCAGCCCCAACUCUCCCAGCCUGUCCUCAGAGCAGAGCUGCUGCAGCCCUCUUAGCAUCUUGGUGGCCUCCUCUGCACUGGCUCCAACACUUCCAUGUCCUCCUUGUGUUGGGGGCUGCAGAACUGCACCCAGGACUGCAGUAAGUGAUGGAGUAACCCCCCCUUUCCUUUGGAUGGAUUGUGCCAGAUGUGAACUGCCUGCUCCUCCUUCUGCAAGAACAAGGCAAGGUCUUGGCUUCCACUCACUAACCAGCAGCAAGAAGCUUCUGACCGGCUCAGGCUGACAGCAGCCCAUCAGUUGAAUGGGAGCAGCACUUCUCCUACUGAAACAGCUGAAGUUAAGGGUUUGGAAAAGAGGCUCUUGCAGAGAUGACCCAUUUACAAGCUGGGCUUAGCCCAGAGACUAUAGAAAAAGCCCGUCUGGAACUGAACGAGAACCCUGACAUUCUGCACCAGGACAUCCAGCAGGUCAGGGACAUGAUCAUCACCAGGCCCGACAUCGGCUUCCUGCGCACGGAUGAUGCCUUCAUCCUGAGGUUCCUCCGGGCCAGGAAGUUCCACCAAACAGAGGCCUUCAGACUGCUGGCUCAGUACUUCCAGUACCGCCAGUUAAACCUGGAGAUGUUCAAGAACUUCAAGGCUGACGACCCGGGCAUCAAGCGGGCUCUGACCGACGGCUUCCCGGGGGUGCUGGAGAACCGCGACCACUGCGGCAGGAAGAUCCUCCUGCUGUUUGCAGCCAACUGGGAUCAGAGUAGGAACUCCUUCAUAGAUAUCCUUCGGGCCAUCCUGCUCUCCUUGGAGGUGCUCAUCGAAGAUCAGGAGCUUCAGAUAAAUGGCUUCAUCCUAAUCAUAGACUGGAGCAACUUCUCCUUCAAGCAAGCCUCCAAGCUUACACCAUCUAUCCUCAAACUGGCCAUUGAAGGCUUACAGGACAGCUUCCCUGCCCGUUUUGGAGGAGUGCAUUUUGUCAACCAGCCCUGGUACAUCCACGCCCUGUACACGCUAAUCAAACCCUUCCUCAAAGACAAGACAAGGAAAAGGAUCUUCCUUCAUGGCAACAACCUGAACAGCCUUCACCAGCUAAUACACCCCGAAUGCCUGCCCUCUGAAUUUGGGGGGACUCUCCCUCCCUACGACAUGGGGACAUGGGCCAGGACGUUGCUGGGUCCCGACUACAGCGACGAGAACGAGUACACCCACACCUCCUACAACGCCAUGCACGUCAAGCACGCCGCCUCCAACCUGGAGAGGGAGGCCUCCCCCAAGCCCAUGAAAAGGUCCCAGUCGGUGGUGGAAGCUGGCACGCUGAAACACGAGGACCAAGGGGAAAACGAGAACACCCAACCACUGCUGGCUCUGGACUGAGCUCCCACCUGCCCAGCACACACAGCAGAUCCAGUAACAGACUUCCACCCUCCCAGAACCCCACUGAGCACACCCCACACACAUUUCACUCGAGAACAAGCCCUUCGUGUCCCCUGCCCAAGCCACAGCUGUCACCAGCCCUCUGCCCCUGCAGCCAGAGAAGGAAAACUGAGACACCUCUACUGAAACAGGACUCUGAGCCAUCCACAAGGAAUUUGUUUCCUCCUUCUCUCUGCUUUUUUUCCCUUUGGAUUUAGGACAUUAAAAUGUUGGAAAUGAUGGGACUGCAUUCUCUGCUUAAAGAAACCAGAGCGUGGCACCAGUGCUGCUGCAGCCUCCAGCUUCAGGAUGGGAGGGAGGAUGCUGAGUUCUAGAGAAGCAAAAGCUACAACCAUAGAACUGACAGGGCUGGAAGAGAUCUUUGAGGACAUCCCUGUUCAACAAGUGUGUGGACAUGGCACUUUGGGACAUGGAUUAAUGGCCAUGGUGGACUUAGGUCAGCAGCUGGACUUGAUCACACAAUCACAGACAUGUAGAGGUUAGAAGGGACCUCCAGAGAUCAUAGAAUGGUUUAGGUUGGAAGGAAGCUCAGCCAGUUCCAAGCCCCUGUCAUAGGCAGGGACAUCUCCCACUAGAACAGGUCAUUCAAGGCCUCAUCCAACCUGGCCUUAAACACCUCCCUGGGCAACCUGUGCCAGUGUCUCACCACUCUCAAUCUGUGCCAGUGUCUCACCACCCUCACUGUAAAGAACCCUUUCCUAACAUCAUCUAGUUUGAAUCUCCCCUCUGCCAGUUUAAACCCAUUCCUCCUUGUCCUGUCACUACAGGAGAUCACAGGAUCACAGAUGUCAGGGGUGGGAAGGAACCCAAAGAGAUCAUUGAGUCCAACCCCCCCUGCCACAGCAGGACCAUAUAAUCUAGCUCAGGGCACACAGGAACACAUCCAGACAGGCCUGGAAAGGCUCCACAGAAGGAGAUUCCACAACCUCUCUGGGCAGCCUGUGCCAGGGCUCUGGGACCCUUCCAGGCAAGAAGUUGCCCCUUGUGUUGAGCUGGAACCUCCUGUGCUGCAGCUUCCAUCCACUGCUGCUUGUCCUAUCCCAGGGAGCAGUGAGCAGAGCCUAUUUUCCCCCUACUGACCCCCAAAUAUUUAUAAACAUUGAUUCAAUCCCCUCUCAGUCUUCUCCAGACCAAGCAGCCCCAGGUCCCUCAGCCUCUCCUCAUCAGGCAGUGCUCUGCUCCCCUAAUCAUCCUUGUACCCUCUCUUGGACCCUCUCCAGCAGAUCCCUGUCCCUCUUCAACUGGGGAGCCCAAAACUGAAGGCAGUGCUCAAGCUGAGGUCUCACCAGGACAGAGUAGAGGGGGAGGAGAACCUCCCUGCAUCUGCUGGACACACUCUGCUUAAUGCACCCCAGGAUCCCAUUGGCCCUCUUGGCCCCCAGGGCACAUUGCUGUGCCAUGGAUGUUAUCUGCCAGCUCUGCCAGCUCCCCCUGCACAGGGCUGCUUUCCAGCAGAUCACUUCCCAACCUCUCCUGGUGCAGUUUAUUAUUCUUCCCGAGGUGCAGGACUCACUACCAGAGCAGGAGCAGAUCCUAGAGGUCUUUGCCAGCUGAAGCAAUCCAAUGACCAAGCCCAACUGCUCACCUGGAGCCUGCAGUCCCAUUAAGCCAUUAAGGUUGGGGAAUGAUCUUGGAGGUCUCUUCCAACCUGGUUGAUUCUAUGAUUCUAAAGAAAAGCAGCUGAAAAAGCAGCUCUGGCUCAGGGAGGGCAGAACCAGCAGCACCCAGAGAGUGCCCAAAGUCUCACAGAAGACUCAGUGCCAGGAGUCUUAAAAAAAAGAGCAUUAAACUGCAUUUAAAAAGUGCAUUAAAAAAAAAAAAGAUGAGAAGAGAGAUGGAGGCAAAUCAAACAAGGACUCAGUGCCAGGAUGAUGCCAUUCACCACCACACCUUGUGACCACCCCAUCCAUGCUGCUCACCCAGGGCCACACUUCAGCCUCCAGCAAAAAACAGCCCUAACUUUUCAAAGCCCUGCUCAAACUAAGUGGAAGGAGCUGUGCAAGGCAGCAGAAGCUCCUGGUUUGAAUUGUAAGUAUUUCCUUUUGAUGAUGCCUUUUUGCCCCCCCCCCCCACAGGCAACCCAGGAGCCUGUUAGGUGCCUGUGUGUGUGAAGUGGGAGGGGUGCAAGGGAGACCCACUGGACACAUGCAGCAGUGAGUAAUGGCUCAGUCCAGAAGGUUUCAUGCAGGUCCCAACAGCAAAGCAAAGCUGUGCACAGCCAUUUCCCCCCUCCUUGCCUCCUGCAGGCAGGGGGAGGUGUAGCCAGCAGGGUAUGUGGAUUGCAGAGGCAGGCCAUGAAGAAGGAAAACUGGAAGCUAACUCCUGAGUCCAAGCUUCUCCCAGAAAGAAAGGAGAAGGGGCAGAAGAAGUGAAAUGCCAAAGAUCAGUUUGCCACCUCUCUGUUUGCUCCAGCUGCAAAGAGAGUCCCAUCCCUUCAUUACAGUGGAAUAAAAGCAAACUGGUUACCAA
This is a messenger RNA of Pogoniulus pusillus (Red-fronted tinkerbird), 4341 nucleotides long. RefSeq names its product clavesin 1 (gene CLVS1). The record is from RefSeq and is a predicted model, not a curated record. Gene Ontology annotation, cellular component: clathrin-coated vesicle; membrane; trans-Golgi network. Gene Ontology annotation, molecular function: phosphatidylinositol bisphosphate binding. Gene Ontology annotation, biological process: lysosome organization. NCBI's taxonomy places the organism in Eukaryota, Metazoa, Chordata, Aves, Piciformes, Lybiidae. Bases 814 to 1812 code for a protein of 332 amino acids. The transcript has 7 exons.